UCUCGCGUUUUCUCGAACACGUUUCUCGGAGCAGACGAAGGCCUUUUCGAAAGCCGGCGUCCACUCGUUCUGUUCAGCGUGCGCCUACCUGCUGCCCGGCUGCUCAGAAUCUGCACGUUUCCUACAACGUUUUUUUGACAGCCGUGCGAAGGCAAUCAUCAUGUCUCUAUUCCCGCUCAUCAACCGGGGCUCCUGGGGCCCGUCGGACUUGGCGAGGCGCUUCUUCGACGAAGACGACCUCGCCGGCUCCCUGCUUCUCGACGGUGAGAUGUACGAUCCGCCGUUCUACCACCAACGUUACUACGUGCAGCCUCGCCGUCACCAUAACCAGUCGUCGUCGACGCCAAACAGCGGCGGCGCCGGCGUUGCCUGUUCAGCUCGUCAGCAAAGCAACGGCACGAGCGCGGUCGCUUGCUCGCCGGACAAGUUCGCCGUUCGCGUGGACACACGACACUUCGCGCCCGACGAGAUCUCCGUCAAGACUCGCGACCACUGCGUCGUUGUCCACGGCAAGCACGAAGAAAAGUCGGACGACCGCGGCUGCUACGUUAAGCGAGAGUUCACCCGACGUUACGUGCUGCCCGAAGACGUCGAUCCCGAGUCGGUCGAGUGUCACAUGACUCACGGGGGACUUCUGUCGCUCGAAGCGCCGCGAAAGAAGUUCAAGAGGGACGACGCCAAGCCGAUUCCGAUUAAAGUUCAGCACGAAGGUGGCGGUGAUGCUUCUACUCCUGCGCCAGCUGCUAACGGCAGCAACGGAGACGCCUGCGACGAGGCCCAGUAGACCCCCCCACCUCCACCCCGCGGUCUAAAGCCUCCGAGAUCCGCGAGAUCACGGGCGCCAUGCGCGUUUCUUCUCGACAACGUUCCUGCCGUAACACUGCCAUUGUUCGUGCGUUGUUGCGUCUUCAGGCAUUCCAUUUUACACUUGCGCGAACUUUGUGAACUUUUCUCGUGCGAUCUGACGCCUUCUCAUUUUCUUGCGGUCGUGUUUAGACGGUGCGUAUGUUGAUGAAUCUUCCUCAAGCGGGAUGAAGCGUUCUUUCUUUGCUCGAGAGAGCAAGAAAAAUGCACAUAUAUUUGUUGCUAGUCUCUCCCCGGAACCUUAUCUUCCGAUCUGUUGUAUCUGUUGGCGGAGCAACUCUUGUAAUUUACAGGAGUUUGUGUCUUGUGUUUUCUGUAAGAGCUCACCUGUCACGUAGCGUUAAUUCUUUUCAUUUUAAUUUAUUACUGUAUUUUUUCCCGUCUGAUUUCGAGUUAACGUGCGUGUGAAAAGCUCUCGAGCGAUACGAGUGAACCUCAGUGGACUUCUUUGUAAGUGCUGCUUACUUGAGUUUCUUUUACACUUAAUAAAUUUUGAGUUUACCCUCUG
This is a messenger RNA of Dermacentor silvarum, 1372 nucleotides long. Its product is annotated as small heat shock protein OV25-2. Lineage: Eukaryota; Metazoa; Arthropoda; Arachnida; Ixodida; Ixodidae. Bases 161 to 784 code for a protein of 207 amino acids. Gene Ontology annotation, biological process: response to heat; protein refolding. The transcript has a single exon. The record is from RefSeq and is a predicted model, not a curated record. Gene Ontology annotation, molecular function: protein folding chaperone.